This is a messenger RNA of Populus trichocarpa (black cottonwood), 3952 nucleotides long. Its product is annotated as putative disease resistance RPP13-like protein 1. Bases 35 to 955 code for a protein of 306 amino acids. The transcript has 2 exons. NCBI's taxonomy places the organism in Eukaryota, Viridiplantae, Streptophyta, Magnoliopsida, Malpighiales, Salicaceae. The record is from RefSeq and is a predicted model, not a curated record.
GUAUCUUAACAUCAAGUACACGCCUUUGAAAGAGAUGCCACCACAUAUAGGUCAACUGGCAAAGCUCCAAACGUUGACUGCCUUUCUCGUGGGAAGACAGGAGCCUACCAUUAAAGAAUUGGGAAAGCUACGACAUCUACGGGGAGAACUUCAUAUUGGGAACCUUCAAAAUGUGGUGGAUGCUUGGGAUGCUGUCAAAGCAAAUUUAAAAGGUAAAAGGCACCUUGAUGAGCUGAGGUUUACAUGGGGUGGUGACACUCAUGACCCGCAACACGUAACAAGCACACUUGAGAAAUUAGAGCCAAAUAGAAAUGUGAAGGAUCUUCAGAUUGAUGGUUAUGGAGGUGUAAGGUUUCCGGAGUGGGUAGGAAAGUCCUCUUUCUCAAACAUAGUGUCCUUGAAGCUCAGUAGAUGUACAAACUGCACCUCCUUACCACCGCUCGGGCAAUUAGCUUCUUUGAAGCGUCUCUCAAUUGAAGCAUUCGAUAGAGUUGAGACUGUGAGCUCUGAGUUCUAUGGGAAUUGUACAGCUAUGAAGAAGCCAUUUGAAUCCCUCCAAACAUUAUCUUUUAGAAGGAUGCCAGAGUGGCGUGAGUGGAUUUCAGACGAAGGCAGCCGGGAAGCCUUCCCUCUUCUAGAGGUGCUUUUAAUCAAAGAAUGCCCCAAGCUUGCAAUGGCCCUACCUAGUCACCACCUUCCACGUGUAACAAGACUUACAAUUAGUGGAUGUGAGCAGCUCGCGACUCCACUUCCUAGGUUUCCUAGGUUGCACUCUCUCUCUGUUUCUGGAUUCCACUCCCUAGAGUCCCUACCCGAGGAAAUUGAGCAAAUGGGUUGGUCACUCUCUGAUUUAGGGGAAAUUACAAUCAAGGGCUGGGCUGCUCUCAAAUGCAUCCCACUGGACUUGUUCCCCAACUUAAAUACUCUUUCUGUCUCUAACUGUCCAGAUCUCUAAUCACUAUGUGCACAUGAAAGACCUCUCAUUGAUCUCAACUCUCUCCAUUCUUUGAUAAUCUGGGGGUGCCCUAAAUUAGUUUCAUUUCCCAAAGGAGGGUUACCUGCUCCAGUCUUGACACGAUUUGACUUAGCAGAUUGCAGAAAUUUGAAGCAGUUGCCUGAGAGUAUGCAUUCCCUCCUCCCAUCCCUUAACCAUUUGGAAAUAAGAGGUUGUUUAGAAGUUGAGUUGUGUCCAGAAGGGGGUUUUCCCUCCACAUUACAUUCACUUGAGAUUUGUAGAUGCAACAAACUCAUUGCAGGCCGCAUGCAAUGGGGCUUGCAAACGCUCCCUUCUCUUUCACGCUUUGCAAUUGGUUUCGACGAAAAUGUUGAAUCCUUCCCUGAAGAGAUGCUGCUGCCCUCAAGUCUUACAUCUCUAAAAAUCUAUUCCCUAGAACACCUGAAAUCUCUUGACUACAAGGGGCUUCAACACCUCACCUCUCUUAGAGAAUUGACUAUAAGUAACUGCCCUCUGAUUGAGUCAAUGCCAGAAGAAGGGUUGCCCUCCUCCCUUUCUUCUCUUGAAAUUUUCUUUUGUCCUAUGCUGGGUGAAAGUUGUGAAAGGGAGAAAGGUAAAGAUUGGCCCAAGAUUUCUCACAUUCCUCACAUAAGUAUUAGGGGAGCAAAAAAGUAGUAGCUAAAAGGAGCUUUUCUUUCAAUCGUUCAACAUAUUGAGGUAUUGCUACUAAAUAGUUUAUUUUCUUUUCAGCAAUCAAAGUCAGUUUCAGUUAAAAUUUGGAUGAAUGAAAUACAGAUAUUGUCUCUGUUGUAUGUUUUUAUUUGUUGUAUGUUGAAAUACAAAUCUCUCAUUCAUCUUCACAAAUAAUCAUCAUUCUAUUUCAAUAUAUUUUUUUUCUAUAAUUAAUUUUUUAAGUUGAAUUGAUUAGUAUUUUACUUUUCUUAUUCUAACAUUUGUGGUUAGAACAAAGUAACUUUCACUGGGAUGAGAUGAUUUUGGUUCAAUGGGAGCGGUGAAACCUUUGGCUUCUUUCCUUUGAAUCCAAAUUCAAAUCCUACUAUUGUUCCUCUAUCCUGUUCUGCUGCAAAUAAACAUCACAACAUCCUUGUUUUCGAUCUUGGAAUUGCUGGUUCUACUAUCUUGUUCUGCUGCUGGAGGAUCAUCACAUACUUCAGAUUUGAAUUUAGUAAUAGAAAAUCCAUUGCUAAAAAGGAUUAAAAAAAUAUUGAAUUAUUUAAGUAAUCUGCAACGGAUUUUUCAUUGUUGACGCGGCAAAAUCAAAUCUGCUACUGAUUCAAAAAAUAAAUUAAACCCUUAAUUAUAUAAAAUCUCCCUUAGUUCUCUCCUUUUCUCCUUUUCUGCAUCUUCAAAAAUUCAAUUUUUUUUCUCCAUCUCUUUCUCUAGUCUAUUCCCCUUCUCCAAAUCCAAAAACUUUUGAUUUAUCCUUCUCUUUUAUUAUUUAAUUUUGAAUAAAUUUUUUUUAUUCCUUAUAAAGCUGAAGUUAAAAAACAAUUUUGGAGUGCAGGUAAUGCCCUUCCCAGCAAAAUUUAUGGUGUUUGGGAACUAACAAGUAACAUCUUAUUAGUUGUUCUUCAAACAUACUUUGAUAAAAAAAAAUUGAUACUAAAAGAAGAGAUAAUAGAUAAUUCAGGAUCUAUAAAAAAAUAUAAGAAUAUCUUUAUUUAUAAUUUUUUUUCUAGUUAUUAUAUCUUUUUAUUUUUUAAAUAAAAUUUAUAUAAAUAACUAAUAAGAUUAAACUAAUUAUCCAUGAACACCAUAAUUAUAUCUUCCCAAAGAUGUAAGCCUUAUAUCACGGAGGAAUGUACGAGGGAUUAAAAAAACUCUUUCCUUUGUCUUUUUAAUUCUUUUUUUUUUCAUUAGUUUAUUUAUUAAGGCGCUUAUUAGCUUGAAAGUUUUCCUCGCCUUGUCCAAUCUUCGCUAGAAGGGCUUGUUCUCAGAACGAGGAAUUUAAAAGAAGAAGUGGAUGACCGAAGAGGGGAAUUUAAAUAAGAGCUUUGGCUUUCCAUAUCUUAUACUAUUUCGUUUGAUUCCAGUUUUGCUUCAACUCUCAACAACACUCCCUUCUUUCGUUGCUCGACAUCAUUUAAAUGAACAUGGCUUAAUUACCUUUUUCAAGCAAUGAUGGAGUAGUAGUGCAGUUAAAGAACACACCCUAGCUGUUUGACAAAAUGCCGUUGAAGAUGAUAGUCAUUUUAGUGCUGCUGCUAGUAACAACCCCGGAGGUGGUGCUAACCAGAGAAAGCUAAAGCAGAGGAGGAUGGCCAAGAGGUUGCAAAGGGAAAGGAUGAAGCCUUUUGUUAGAGGUCUAGGUGCUGGUGCACUAACAAAAGCACAUUGCCUUGACGAAGCCGAAAAUAUUGGCUGCUCAAUACAAACAAGGGCCGAAAUCGGUAGGCAACGUGCGAGGACUUUCCCUGGCAUUGGGUGUAUCCUGGCAUGAAUGGUGGAUGGAUGAUGAAAUGCCCAGGACAUUGGGCUGUCCAAGCCGAGGCAGAAACACAGCAACAUUGGAUGCAUAGGUGCUUGUAGCUGGCCAGUUGGUUUGUGGGGGCUGACCCAAGUACAAGCAAAUCUUAGGGUGGACUGCCCAACGAGUGCGGGUUGCUUAAGAAAAGCAUGAGGGAUGAACUGCCUAAGAGAUGCAUGGGGUAGAGUGCCAAUGUGCUGCUGGAAUAUGUAACCUUGUAUAAAUAGGCUUGCUAAAGUCAGCUGUGUAGUAUGCAAGACAUAUUUUGCAUAACACACACAGAGAUGGUGUAUUCCUUUCUUAUAGAAUUAAUAAAAGGUCGGGAUACAUACAGAGAGAUCAUUUUGGUAAAAUUAUUAAGCAAAGCAAAUUCUCUCAUCAGAUAUGGGAUUUCGAAGGAAAAAUAGGGAUUCAAAUCUUUACGGACCAUUCGUAAACCAUUGAUCUGAGAGAGGGAUAUUUGGAUUUCGUGCUUGUUUCAUAAAUAAAUAAAUUAAAUUUUUUCUUGA